Molecule: messenger RNA, 1744 nt
Organism: Neltuma alba
Lineage: Eukaryota; Viridiplantae; Streptophyta; Magnoliopsida; Fabales; Fabaceae
Product: ethylene-responsive transcription factor-like protein At4g13040
Exons: 7
Coding region: 624-1322 (232 amino acids)
Biological process (GO): regulation of DNA-templated transcription
Molecular function (GO): DNA binding; DNA-binding transcription factor activity
Source: RefSeq, a predicted model, not a curated record
CUCCUCUCUUCAAUGUCUUUGUGCUUUUCUUUGUUGUCUCUUUGUGGGUUUCUCUUGUUCUUAGUCAUGGGCAUUCUGCGUUGACGGCUUGAAAAUUAAAACAACUUGGUCCUCCUCCUUGUUUACUUGGUCUUAUGGGUGUUUCCUGAAUUUUGGUCCUUUGGGUAAUUCGAAUGCGUGGUUCUGGUAAAAUGUUGUUUAUGGUCAAUCGGGUCAUCCCUUUGACAAAGUGGGUGGCUAAAUGAGUUGACUUCUGCCCAAUCAGAGAGAUUUGGAGCUCAUGUUUUCAAAUUCUAAUCCCAUUCAAUAUUACGGGUCUCUGGGGUUUUGAUUGUGUGUGAAUUACAAUAUCAACUUGUUCUUGUCAACUUUAGUUUCUCUUAACCUUCAAGAAAGGCUAUCAACUUAUCGCGGGCGAGCUUUCAAGGUUUAAUCAUACCUUCUGCUUUUGUUGUUAUCGGACUGUCGAUUUCUGUGGUUCUUAUAGAGGUUCAUUCGACAUAAAGGAGACUAUAAUCAUAUCAUGAUCCAGCUCCUGUGUCCAAGGAAAAGAUCGGUAUGAUAGGAAGGCUUUUGCGUUAAACAUUGUGCUCUAAUGACUUGUUAAGAUAUUGCAAAUUACCAUGGUAAGCUUGAGAAGGCGCAGACUUUUGGGACUAUGCUCAGGGAACAGCUCCUUUGUCACUCCACUUCCUCUGUAUUGUGAGAAUUUAAUUGCUUAUGAACAAUCAACUCAGCGUGCUAAACUUAAGAGCUCAAAUCCUGUGGCAUCAGAUGAUACAAGCAUUCUGGACAGUAAUACCGUUGUGAAAGAAGAACCAGGCUCCUCCAAUGCAUCUGGCUCUAGCCCAUCAAAGGAGCAGCCCAGUGAACAAGUUUCAGGACCUCCUAUCAAGCGCAGAAAGCGGCACAGGAGAAAGAAUUCACAUAAUCAAGAAGCAUGUCUCAUGAGAGGUGUCUAUUUCAAAAAUAUGAAAUGGCAAGCAGCUAUAAAGGUGGACAAGAAACAGAUCCAUCUGGGGACUGUUAGUUCACAGGAAGAGGCUGCUCACUUGUACGAUAGGGCUGCUUUCAUGUGUGGGAGGGAGCCAAACUUUGAGCUACCAGAACCAGAGAAGCGCGAACUGCGUAAAUUCAAAUGGGAAGAAUUUCUUGCAAUGACGAGGCAGGCAAUAACCAGCAAAAAACACAAGAGAAAGAUUGGCCCGGGCUCACGCAGGUCGGAGCUUCCUCCGGUGCAGAAACAUGAAUGGGACAGUAAGCAAGGAGCAAGUGGAUCCUCUGCUUGCGAAGAUGUAGAGCAAGAAGUAUCAGUCCCUUGAAAAUUAAGAUUGAACAAGUUGAAGCCCUAGUUCUAACAGUCCAUUCAUAGCAACUAGCUCCAUUUUUAUAUAUAGAGAAAAAGGCCGUUAUAUAAGGCCAGACUGAUAGUAUUCAUUAUUCCUAAGAUAAGUAUAUUACUACAGUCCAAACCAAUAAAGGGUAACUAAGAAGCACAAAUUAACAUAGAUACAAGACACGAGGACAUAUCUGAUAUUACUGAAGUAUCUUGUUCCGUUGUAUCUGAUUAAAGUGAUGAGAACGAUAAAGUUCCAAUUUUUUUAAGGAUUGUUGUUUCAUAAGUAACCAUUACUGGUACUGCCCAUGCAUUUGAGGCAGUCCAAAGCUGUGUAUGUUCCAACAGGAGCAUGAACAUAUAUUGUUUCUGAAGAAAAAUUUUCUCAGCAAUUACUGCUUUUGAACU